AUGUCUGAUAGUGUUGUCGAGGAUGACAUAGUACCCGAGCAGGAGGCGAGGUCUGGUAGUGUUGUCGAGGAUGGCUUAGUACCCGAGCAGGAGGCGAGGUCUGGUAGUGUUGUCGAGGAUGGCUUAGUACCCGAGCAGGAGGCGAGGUCUGGUAGUGUUGUCGAGGAUGACAUAGUACCCGAGCAGGAGGCGAGGUCUGGUAGUGUUGUCGAGGAUGGCUUAGUACCCGAGCAGGAGGCGAGGUCUGAUAGUGUUGUCGAGGAUGGCUUAGUACCCGAGCAGGAGGCGAGGUCUGGUAGUGUUGUCGAAGAUUACAUAGUACCCGAGCAGGAGGCGAGGUCUGGUAGUGUUGUCGAGGAUGGCAUAGUACCCGAGCAGGAGGCGAGGUCUGGUAGUGUUGUCGAGGAUGGCUUAGUACCCGAGCAGGAGGCGAGGUCUGAUAGUGUUGUCGAGGAUGGCUUAGUACCCGAGCAGGAGGCGAGGUCUGAUAGUGUUGUCGAGGAUGGCUUAGUACCCGAGCAGGCGGCGAGGUCUGAUAGUGUUGUCGAGGAUGGCAUAGUACCCGAGCAGGAGGCGAGGUCUGAUAGUGUUGUCGAGGAUGACAUAGUACCCGAGCAGGCGGCGAGGUCUGAUAGUGUUGUCGAGGAUGACAUAGUACCCAGCAGGAGGCGUUGUCGAGGAUGA
Messenger RNA from Pecten maximus, 684 nucleotides. RefSeq lists its product as uncharacterized. The record is from RefSeq and is a predicted model, not a curated record. The transcript has a single exon. NCBI's taxonomy places the organism in Eukaryota, Metazoa, Mollusca, Bivalvia, Pectinida, Pectinidae. The coding region runs from base 1 to 684 and encodes 227 amino acids.